This is a messenger RNA of Owenia fusiformis, 2174 nucleotides long. Lineage: Eukaryota; Metazoa; Annelida; Polychaeta; Sabellida; Oweniidae. The record is from the annotation of a GenBank genome assembly.
CGUGAAUUAAAAUAAUUCAACGUGAAGAAAAUAUCUGUCAAAUAUUUGCUGACUUUUAUUUGUGUGAAAGAAUGAGACUAAGGUGCAAUAAAACAUAAUUCUGUGAGCCGCAUCCAAUGUGAAUAUAUUAACAUCAUGUUGAAGGAGGCCCCAGAAGAUGGUCUGUUAUCCACUUCAGUAUUGAUGAUAGCCUCAUGAUAGUGGAAACAAAGAAGCUCAUUGCAGAGGAGGGAAGCAGCAUCAAAGUCGGGGGGAGAGUUAGUAUUGCUAAUAGAUACGAAGGAGCUGUUGCUGAGCUGUUAUUGCUGACAAACAGCCACUCAGAGGCGCUGACUUAUCAAAACAAGAAAUGCAUUGGAAGUCCUACUAAAUCAGGUGAUGUUGAGAAAAAAAAUUCUGGUCAACCAGUCAAAGGGAAGAAAAUAAUGGAGAAGAAGAUGGAGAAGAAGAAGAAGGAGAUGGAGAAGAAGAAAUUAGUUUCUGGAAAGGACAGAUUUACCAUUGUUGGUGAGAGCAAGUUGCCAGACAUGGAUAUUGAUAACAUUCAACCGACCCCCCCUGGACCUGGAAUUGAUGAUAUCAAUGAAGAACUACUACAAGAGAUAUUACAGCAGGUUGAUACAGCUAAACUAUCACUGGCACUAGAGACGCAACAACAGGGCAAAACUAUGUCAACUGCUGGAUCUGAAGCACCACCCAGAACUCAUGAUUUACAAACCAUUGAUGGUCAAGAUUUGGCAGCUGCUGGUUUGUCGAUCGCUGAUGAAUUUACUGAGAAUGAACGAUCAGAGACUUGUGACCAGGAGGCUGAAAAGACUGAGAUGAAAGAUAUUGUCCUUGACAAUCUAGUUAAGCUCAAUCGUAUUUGCAAGGGAGGUUACUCAAGUUGGCGGCACCAUGAGUUUUUUCACCAUAAGUCCAAAAGAGGGAAUCUAAAUUGGCAUACACAGAUUAGCCUUCUUUCUGAAGAAGAGGUGGAUGAUUUAUUUGAGGCCCUGAAUGUCUGUACAAAACCAAAAGAACUUCAAGGCCCUGGCAAUAUUUUUGUGUGGCAGCAGUACAGAAUGACUGUUUUGAUACCAGAAAUCAUCCCUGAUGUUUUGGAGAAAAGAAGAAUCCAAAGAGAGGAAGACACAGAAAUGCCAGCCAUUGAUGGUCCUAAAGAGAGAAAGAGCGAAAAAAGAAGGGAUGUGUUUGAAUUUGACGGUGAAAGUGAUACUGAUAGUGAAGCAGGUCUUAUGAGAGGUGAGAGGGUUGAGGAGACCGAGACAGAUAGAGUAGCAAUAACAGGCACGCUCCCAACCAAUGCACAACUGCCAGAUGUUAUUCAAUCUUUAAACCUAGUCCACAAAAAACUUGACACUCUCAUAAGUUUGGUGCAGCCAAGACCCCCAGUUCCUCCUAGCUCAGAAAUGCCUCGUACAACCUCAAAGACAUCUCCUGGAUCACCUACACUUCUCAGAUGCGCAGCGCCUCCUAGAUCUCCAUCACCACCUAGAUCCACAUCACCACCUAGAUCCACAUCACCACCUAGAUCCACAUCACCACCUAGAUCCACAUCACCACCUAGAUCCACAUCACCACCUAGAUCCACAUCACCACCUAGAUCCACAUCACCACCUAGAUCUCCAUCACCACCCAGAUCCCCAUCACCACCCAGAUCCCCAACACCACCCAGAUCUCUAUCACCUUCAAGAAUGAAUCCAACCUCACCUUGCAGAACUUUUGAUGAUGCCAGAAUUUGGGAUUGUUCACCUGCUCAGUUACUGGAAAAUAAUGGACAGAUCACCCUUGACCAUCUCAUAGAAAUAUCUGACAAUAGUGUGCCACAACCAGCUAUAAGAAAUGACUAUAAAAUCCCAGGAUCUGUAUUAGCUGACAAUAGAAUCAAAUAUCCUUUACCAGAGCAAGUCCGAGAUGGUGUACGAUAUGUAUUUAACAAUAUUUUCACAUUAGGAGAAUGUAGAAACAAAAACUUUAGUGGAAAAGUCCCAAGUGGAGUUCCGCCAAAAGGAAAGAUAAAUACUAAAAAGGUGCAAGCCCUCACUGAGGCUAUGAGCAAACAGUAUGGCCAUACAGCUGCUAAAAACGUCAUCAAACCAGUCAUAAAUAGGCAACUUCGAUAUAUUUUCGCUGAAAAAUUGGACAAACUAAAGUGGUUUCAGGCAAAAUAA